Aphanomyces invadans is the source of this 1532-nucleotide messenger RNA. RefSeq lists its product as hypothetical. Gene Ontology annotation, molecular function: aminoacylase activity. Lineage: Eukaryota; Oomycota; Saprolegniomycetes; Saprolegniales; Verrucalvaceae. Gene Ontology annotation, cellular component: cytoplasm. The record is from RefSeq and is a predicted model, not a curated record. Bases 1 to 1128 code for a protein of 375 amino acids. Gene Ontology annotation, biological process: amino acid metabolic process. The transcript has 5 exons.
AUGGUCGCAACAUCCGCACAGUUUGACGAGAAUGCGGCUAUUCGCCGCUUCCAAGACUUUCUCCGCAUUCCCACGGUCAGUGGUCAAGGACCCAAGGGAGCGUACCAAGAUUGCGCGGUGUGGCUGACUGCGUACAUGACGGAGCUUGGUUUCCUCGAGGACAUACAAGUGUUCUCUCCCAUUGAAGGCAAACCUAUCGUUGUAGCGACGUGGAAAGGCAAAGAUCCGACCCUCCCGAGCAUCUUGCUUAACUCUCACUACGACGUGGUGCCCGUGAUGGAGCAAUUUUGGAACUACGAGCCGUUUGGGGGAGAGCUCUUGGAAAAUGGAAUGAUCGUAGGCCGAGGCGCCCAAGACAUGAAGAGUGUUUGCAUCCAAUACUUGGAAGCUCUUCGACUGCUGCACGCGACGGGGUUUGUUCCUGCUCGCAACAUCCACUUGAGCUACGUGCCGGACGAGGAAAUCGGUGGGUCGGAUGGCAUGGGCGAAUUCCUUAAGUCGAAGCAGUACCAAUCGAUGCUUCCCAUUGCAUUGGCGCUGGAUGAAGGACUGGCGAACCCAACGAACAAGUUUACCGUGUUUUACGGCGAGCGCACGCCUUGGUGGUUGUACGUCAGAGCUGAGGGACUAACAGGACAUGGGAGUCGGUUCAUUCAGGACACUGCCACGAUCAAGCUCAUCGACAUCUGCAACAAGGCCUUGAAAUUUCGCGAAGAGCAAGAAAAGUUGCUCGGCACGACCUGCGGGUGUAAGCAUGGUGAAAUGAAGAAGAGAAACUUGGGCGAUGUAACGACAGUCAACUUGACCGUCCUGCGCAGCGGUGUGACCACCGACGGUGGCAAGACGUACGCACUCAACGUGAUCCCGACGGAAGCCAUGGCUGGCUUCGACAUUCGUGUGUCGCCGAAUCAAGACCUAGUCGAGUUCAAAGCGAUGCUGGACGAAUGGUGCUCGGCGGAAGGCGUGUCUUGGGAAUUUGUGACCAAGAACCCACUGCAUCAACACCACGUGACAUCCGUCGAAGAAGAAACGAACCCGCUGUGCGCCAAGUUUCUGUCCGUCGCGGAGGUUUGUCUGCUGAACUGGACAAGUGUACUGAAUCUGACGCAUGUGCAUGGCAGAAAUUAGGGAUGGAAGUGGAGCUCGAAGUGUUUCCGGCGGCCACGGACAGCCGAUUCUUGCGCCAGUUGGGCGUGCCGGCGCUUGGGUUCUCCCCCAUGAACAACACGGAGGUCCUGCUGCACGAGCACAACGAAAUGCUGCACAAGGACACGUUCGUCAAGGGCAUCCACCUGUACAAGGGCAUCUUCGAGCACCUUUUCGACAACUGAUUGCAUGCGUAUCAUAAUUGUUUGGCCUUGGCAUAGCGAUGCUGUUUGCCAGAAAGCGAUUUGUGUGUUCGAAGCCAAGGUCGUCUUCUCCACCGUCGAUCUACUUUGCAUGGCUUUUGUUCGAAACGUCGAACGACGUGUUGUAGUAACUGAGGUCGCACGACAAACUUUGGCACAGCACUGGUUGGGAAAGGAAAGGGA